This is a messenger RNA of Zootoca vivipara (common lizard), 957 nucleotides long. RefSeq names its product ventral anterior homeobox 2 (gene VAX2). Gene Ontology annotation, biological process: brain development; regulation of transcription by RNA polymerase II; neuron differentiation. The record is from RefSeq and is a predicted model, not a curated record. Gene Ontology annotation, molecular function: DNA-binding transcription factor activity, RNA polymerase II-specific; RNA polymerase II cis-regulatory region sequence-specific DNA binding. NCBI's taxonomy places the organism in Eukaryota, Metazoa, Chordata, Lepidosauria, Squamata, Lacertidae. Gene Ontology annotation, cellular component: nucleus.
AUGAGCGAUGGGGGGAGCGAGGCUGGCCGACGCGCCCUCCUCCUGGGGGACCCCGGCGGCGCCCCGGAGCGAGCCCGGGACAAGGAGGCGCGCGCAGGCGCGCUGGAGAGCGCAAAGUUGCGCGGAGGGGCUCCUGGAGGAGGAGGUGGUGGAGGAGGAGGAAUCAAAGACCUGACGGCGGGGACCUCGGCUGCCAGCCCCGGCUCCUCCAAGGAGUGCGCCCCGGAGACGGAGAGCCAGCCCUCGGCGGGCGAGGCGGACUACUGCCGCCGGAUCCUGGUGCGAGAUGCCAAAGGGACCAUCCGGGAGAUCGUCCUUCCCAAAGGUCUGGACCUGGACCGGCCGAAGAGGACCAGGACUUCUUUCACCGCUGAGCAGCUCUACCGGUUGGAGCUGGAGUUUCAGCGCUGCCAGUAUGUGGUGGGCAGAGAGAGGACAGAACUCGCCCGGCAGCUCAACCUCUCCGAGACGCAGGUCAAGGUCUGGUUCCAGAACCGCCGCACCAAGCAGAAGAAGGACCAGAGCAGGGACUCGGAGAAGCACGCCACGUCCACCUCAGAGUCCUUUGCCACCUGCAACAUCCUGAGACUCUUGGAGCAGGGCAGGCUCCUGUCGGUUCCCGGGGGCCCCCCCAGCCUGCUCUCCCCUGCUCCCAACCCCGUCGGCAACCCCUCUGGAAACGGGUCCUCGAUGGGCGCGUCAGGGAACACUUCGCCAGGCCUGGGUGGCGGGGGCAGCCCUCCGGGGACGGGGGCCUUCAGCUUGCAGGUCCCCUCACUGGCCGCCCCCUCAGCGCCCCCUCGGCUGCCGCCGGCCCCUCUUUGCUUUGGCGGCCCCUUGCUGGGGACCCUCCACGAGCUCCCCAGUGGAUACGGACUGGGCACCUCCGCCUUUGAGCCUUACACGCGGCUGGAGAGGAAAGACAGUGCGCUAGCCAGCAAGAAGCCAAGCCCUUAA